CAGUGCCGCACUGUGGCUGGGCGAGCAGCAUCAGACAUGAACCAGGUGAUCGUGUUCUUGGUCAUGGCCAUGGGAACCCACAGCCUCAAUUUUCGCAUCCGGAAGGACUGCGCCCACUGGCCCAGCUGCUGCCCCGGCAAAAGGCAGGACCCCGCUCAUGAGUGGCUGAAGGGGAACACUGUGCUCAGGUUCCCCCGAGAGGCCACGGGCCUCACCCACCACCCAGAAUCCUGCAGGGCCAGUGAAGAUGGACCCCUCAACAGCAGGUCUAUCUCUCCCUGGAGAUAUGAGUUGGACCGGGACUUGAACCGGCUCCCCCAGGACCUGUACCACGCCCGCUGCCUGUGUCCACACUGCGUCAGCCUCCAGACGGGCUCCCACAUGGACCCCCUGGGCAACUCGGAGUUGCUCUACCACAACCAGACCGUCUUCUACCGGAGGCCGUGUCCCGGCGAGCAAGGUGCCCAGGAUGGCUACUGCCUGGAGCAGCGGCUCUAUCAGGUCUCCUUGGCUUGUGUGUGUGUGCGGCCACGAGUGAUGGCCUAGUCGUGCUGCCUGUGCCCGGUUCCCGGUCGGACCACCCGCCAUGGCGAGCCAGAAUGCCUGAGUGCUCAGCCCCUCCAAAGAACUACUUGGAGCAGCAAGACUGUGGGACAGGAUCGGGGACUUUCAGGGGGA
This is a messenger RNA of Lontra canadensis (Northern American river otter), 678 nucleotides long. It is a transcript of the gene IL25, whose product is annotated as interleukin 25. Gene Ontology annotation, cellular component: extracellular region. Lineage: Eukaryota; Metazoa; Chordata; Mammalia; Carnivora; Mustelidae. Gene Ontology annotation, molecular function: cytokine activity. The transcript has 3 exons. The record is from RefSeq and is a predicted model, not a curated record. Bases 37 to 546 code for a protein of 169 amino acids.